Messenger RNA from Maniola jurtina (meadow brown), 811 nucleotides. Its product is annotated as ribonuclease kappa-like. NCBI's taxonomy places the organism in Eukaryota, Metazoa, Arthropoda, Insecta, Lepidoptera, Nymphalidae. The transcript is spliced from 3 exons. The record is from RefSeq and is a predicted model, not a curated record. Bases 82 to 426 code for a protein of 114 amino acids. Gene Ontology annotation, molecular function: RNA endonuclease activity.
AUUUUGACGUCUAUCUUGCAAAAGACUUGACAACCGUUUUUCAUUUUGAAAAACUUGGUGGUACUCAUAAAAACCGUUGAUAUGGGGAUACUAUAUGGUUGUGGUUUAUGCUGCAUGCUUUUAAGUAUAUGGGCAGUUCUACAGUUGGUUGUAAUGGGAAUUUUCUUCAAGUUGGAAGUCCUCGCUUUUAUAGAAGAGGCUGAACCCGACCAUCACAGUUAUGAGGAUUACGACGACUUCAUAAAACAAACUAAGGACAAUUACCACAAAAUAGCGAUUAACUGCUGGGUUGCAGCAAUUAUUUACUUAAUAACGUUGGGUUUAUCAUUCUGGUGUAUGAAACACGCCAGGGCGAAGAACAGGAUGGCGGAAGAAAGUUUGAAAGACGAUGAAGUGUUCUGUAGAGAAAAGCCUAAGAAGUCUUAGGUACUACGCACAACAGCAGAUUGGAUGAAGCAGAGCCGCGGUGUCCUUCUUGAUAACUACUCAAACUACCUCAUUCAUAUUAUUUACCUUAACAAAAAUCCGGCGGGUGGGUUCACCCAGGCGAAGUUUUUUGUUUUCAGUCGGUAGGUAGGUAUAUCAAUAUCAACUGUUUCUCACGGAGCAUAAAUUCUGAUUUUAAUUUGUUAUCAAAAAUACAUUGUUCUAGGUGCUCCACUCAAUGUGUUUGUAUACCUACCUAUCUAUGCGCUGGCCCUAAGGAGACAGUUACUUUUAUUUCAACUAAACUAUAGGUAUAAGCAUCAUUCUGAAUUGAAUAGGUAGACGAAUCUAUUUUAGCUAUAAUAUUUGUCUUAUGAAAGGGAAA